UUAAGAUAGAUGGAAGGCUUGGAGUUGGAAGUACAUGGAUUUAUUCUUGGUACAAUAAACCAGACACUAAUAGAGGCAUUAUAAUUGACAAUCAUACAGAUUUGCUUGCUGAAAAGAUGCAAUAUAUAGAUUCUGGGAAAAAAACAAUUUUGGAUUCAGUCUUACAUGUAUUUAUUUCAGAUAUCAGUCCAGUUACUAUGACACAAUGGUGAGCUUGAGGGUAUAAAUAUAAGAUGGACGAGUGCAUCAUUGGUAGUGAAUGGGUGGAGAGAUACAUGGGGCAAUGCAUACACAAUGAUAUACAACUUGCAGGCUUUAUAUGUGGAGUUGUUGCAGUUCCACUAUGGAUGGUUGCUCACAUCGUUUUAUUGAGGAUCAAUCACUGGGAAUACAAACAAAGUAAAGAGGUGUCCUUAAUGCCCAUCCUCCACUUAGUCUUGGCAGAUACCGUAAAUGUCAUGGGGGCAUACAUGGCAAGCCAGCUGGGCACACAGAUACUUAUUGGUUUAUAUUUUCUCUUGGCUGACAUAGCUUUAUGUUCCCACUAUAUUAUAUGCAAUGUUCCUCUAACUUGGAGACCACAAAUCAUCUACAAUGCCCUCAAAUUGCAUUGCUGGAAAAGAAAGUCUGGUGUCAGUGUUCUACUCCUGCCAUGGGCUUUAACUGGGUUGUAUACAAGCUACAGGUUGAUCUAUAAUACUUCCAUAUCCACAUAUUCUUUACAAUCUAAUAGCAAUAGGAUCUUGUUGGGAGUCAACAAUCAGUCUGAAAAAUGGUCCACUUUGAUAGUCACAGUGGGUUAUCUGUGUGGAGUAAUCUCAACACUUCUUUACUGGGUUGCAUGUCUACCAAGAAUCUGCAGAGUGUUCCAAGAGAAAACAUUCUCGCAGCGACAAUGUACAUUUUACCUGCUUUCUAUCCCAGCCAAUCUGUUCUACCUAAUAGGAGUAUUUACUCAGGCCACCUCUCAUACCCUCAUUUUACAUACACUACCUUGGACUGUAGGGAGGCUUGGUCUCAUUGGUAUUGACAUUGGAAUGUUGCUACAGAUUCUACAGAAUCGUAGAAAACAAGAUGGCUGGCAUGAGAUUGAUGAGAGUGUUGUCUCAUUACUCAGUAGGAGUGAUGAGGAGAAGGAGCUAUGCCCUGAGCUGGGGGAUGAGGAGGCACUAUGGGUCCCACUUAGGCCCCCCAAUAAUACAUAUCUCAAUAAAAUGUCCAAGAUUGCCAAAGAUCUGAGCAGCUCUUCACAGUUUGUGGAGACAGACCAUUCGGAUGAGUACUCAGAAGAGACAGUGCUGCCACCUAGCAAGGAAACAGAAUUGUCCAAGACACAGACUAAAUUGUCAGUGAUCCCGACUAUCAAGGCUGAGAGCAUGACUGAUACGAGUAGUGAGGGUGAAACAAUGAAACAGUCAGAUCUAGAGUGGGAUUUUGAAUGGGGAAGUGGUGAACUGAGGCCUUUGAACAGUCAUGAUGUAAUGGAGAUAUUAGCUGCUGAAGAUGCAGCACAAUCAAUAGGAGGCAGCACAAUUCAACACCACAGAAAUAGCGGUGACAUCUAUAUAUAUGAUGAGGAAACAUUACUUCAUAGUGAACUUCAAAAACAAACAUCUGUUAGUGAUUCAGAAAUAGAGAAACAUAGUACAUAUAGAGGGCAGUACACUCUUCCAGAGAAUCAAUUACAGCGUGACUUCUUCAUGGAUCCAUUUAAUGCCAAUGGCGAUGAUAAUCAAAAUAACAAUGUUGUACAUUGGUUCAAUGAGAGAUCAAUGGAUGGUUUGAAUAGCUGAUACAAAGUUGCCUCAGAGGGGCAGUAGAACCUGAGCUAUAAACAACUGUUAUACAAAACAGUGAAGUGAAGUGAAUAUCUAAGCACGAGUGCCAGAAGACACUUUACAACAAAUAAAUUAUUAUGAUGAGAAUGAGAAAAUGUGCAAUUGGAUUAAACAAAAAAAGAAAAUUAUGAGUAUCAAAAAAAUAAAUAAUG
Messenger RNA from Owenia fusiformis, 1990 nucleotides. Lineage: Eukaryota; Metazoa; Annelida; Polychaeta; Sabellida; Oweniidae. The record is from the annotation of a GenBank genome assembly.